Lacerta agilis (Sand lizard) is the source of this 1994-nucleotide messenger RNA. RefSeq names its product Fc receptor-like protein 5. NCBI's taxonomy places the organism in Eukaryota, Metazoa, Chordata, Lepidosauria, Squamata, Lacertidae. The record is from RefSeq and is a predicted model, not a curated record. Gene Ontology annotation, molecular function: transmembrane signaling receptor activity. The transcript is spliced from 14 exons. Bases 15 to 1994 code for a protein of 659 amino acids. Gene Ontology annotation, biological process: cell surface receptor signaling pathway.
GAAGCUGACGGAGGAUGGAGUUUGCUGCUUUAGUGACAGUCUCAUUCUCAGUUCUUUCCUGGAUGGUGCCCAUUGGAGGUUUUCAGACGGUUCCACCUCCACCAGCGCCCAGGCUGACCACUUCUCCUCCUCCAAACGCCACCUUUGUCAGAGGAGAGAAAGUCCAGUUUAAAUGCCACCGACCAGAAGGGCAUAAGGGAGAGUGGUUCUAUUUCUUUAAAGCCACCAGACGUGGUCAGUGGUCCAAGUAUAGAAUAAUAAACCGCAGUAUCUUGGAAGUCUCCACAAUGCAUCUGGAGCCAAGGGAAAGUUUUGUGUGUUCUUACUGGAGGAAAAACAGGGAAGGAAGAGAGUCUGCAAAGAGCAACCAGGUUGUGCUCUCUGUUGCUGGUAAGAAACUUUCUUCUUCUAGCAGCUCAGGGAGUCACACCUGGAGAAAGCUGGGAGUUUGGCAUCCCAGAUGCCAUGAUUUCCCACUCCCUGCCACCCUUUCCCUGAACCCCCUGAAUCCUGUUUACACCCAUGGAGAACAGAUUACUUUGCACUGCUCAGUUCCUGAUGGGCGGGAAGCGGCAGGGUACACCUUUUACAAGGAGCUACAAGGUCAGACAUCUGAGGAGCUUCCCCGUAAAGAGUUGGCGAUUCCCCAUAAAGCUUUGCGCGUUGGUGAAGAUACGGCCGGGAACUACAGCUGUGCAUAUUCCAUCAGAUUAGAAGAGAAGGAAAUCCGGUCUCCACGCAGCAACAUCAUCUCUGUAAUAAUGGAAGUGAAAUGUUGGGGGAAAUCUAAUCUAGAAGAACAGGAGGAGGGGGGACCAGGUGAUCUUGGAACACUGGAGCCCCAGACAACACUCAGUCAGGGCUCAGGUACCACCUAUGCCGUCAUCCCCUUUUGCUCUGCUGCAACUUCCUCAGGACCAGUGAUGGAGAAUGAGCUCCAGCAGGUUGAAGAGGAGGGUCUGUUGUAUACCUCUCUCUUGACCCACCUCUGGGGACCGGCCUGUGCAGGCUACCCUCCUCCCCCCAGAUUCUCUGUGUCCCCCAGACAAGACAUCUACAGAACUGGCGAACUGAUAAACCUCACGUGCUCUGCUCCUGACCACUACAACAUGUCCGGAGUCACCUUUUCCAGUCAACAAUGGACACUAUAUUUCCAGACGCACCUGCCCUCUGGGGGGGCAUUCACACAUGCCCUGCGCCUGUCUCCCCAAGACAGCGGCAAGUAUUCCUGUGACUACAUUGUUAUGCAGUCAAGAUUGCGAUCGCAGAGCAGCGACUCCAUCCAUAUUGCAGUGAUGGAUCCUCUUCCUCCUCCAGUACUGAAAACGGACCCUCCGUACAGAGUGGUGAACGAAGGAGACCCCUUGCUCCUCACUUGCUCGGCCAAAGGAGGCGGCGUGGAGAAAAGGUUCCAUUUCUACCGGGACGGUGUUGAGAUGACCUCCGACAGCGAUGGGUCUCUGCGGUUCUCCGGAGAACAUGGGGGUGCCUCCCCAGGGGUGUCUGUAAACAUCCCGCAGGCUAAGCUCAACCACACCGGGGAAUUUGCCUGCAGGUAUGAGGAAAAAAUGAGCAGGGGGUGGAUCGUCUCUCCGUGGAGUCAGAAGGUGUACCUCACAGUUUGGGCACCAAAUUCCUCUUCGCCACCCCUGCUAUAUGCAUGCUUGGCGAUUCCACUGGCGAUCCUGAUGGUCCCUCUUGCUUUUUACUGCACGAGAAGGAAGAGAGCGUUGAAAUCCGAGCAGGAAAACAAUGAAGAAGCAAAUUCCGAGUACCUUGAAAUGUUCAGCGCCACUAGGAAGCCUCAGAGGACUCAGACGCCUUUCACUGCAUUGCCGCCCCCUGCUCUGCCUCAGCCCCCAAUAUCGCCAUCAAGGAUGGAGAACGGAGCCAAACUGGCAGACGACCAGGAGGAAGGUCUCUACAACAACAUUCCCCUUCAGGCCAAGAAGAGAGCAGAGAUUCUGAAGAAGAAUGAGCCAUCGGGGAGAUGA